CUAAGUUGAUACACGAAAAAAAAUCAAAGUAUAAGAGUUGAAUUGAGUAAAAAAUUAAGUUUAUUAAUAUUAUUGAAAUAACAAAAAAUUUGACUAAGUACAAAAAAAAAAAACCUAAAAGUAGGUGAAAAAAAUAUUGGUUUGGCCAAGGAAGGAAAGGUGCAAGGCGACAAGAAGAAAGGAGGACGAAGACAAGGAGAUUUGAAUUGGAGGAGGAUUCAGAUCGAGGGAUUACGUACGUACAGGGAGGGGGGAGUGAGAUGAAGAAAGUGACAAAGAGGGAAAGCUAUAUAUUACCGGAACACUCAACUAAGGAUGUGAACAAGCUUUCCCAUCCUUUCUUGUCUCUUCCAACAGCCUGGCUGUCUAAAAUUCUUAAUUUUUGGUCACUAAGAUAUGUAUCCAUAAGUUAGGCAUGGAUGCCCAAACUACUCCAUAUGAUAGUUAAAUAUGAAAAAUGAGAUUUCUGUCACUUUUCCUAUGGUGUGUAGAAGGUGGUUUUAUCUUUGUAAAAAUAUCAUUAAAAAUUUAGGUUAUGUGUAACAAAUAUUUCAUAUCCUUGCUCUUACAAUAUUUAGGUUAUGUAUUCUUUUUCCAACCAUACAUUCCCGCAUAAAACAUUGCAAGAACAACACUUGAUUUAAUUAAUUAAUGUUCUUAGUUGUUGUCUUAUGUCCAUAUAUCCCUUUUCGAAUCAUUAAUUCUUGUGUGACACUUCACCCACAAUCUCUAAUCUUAGGCACACACUUCUUAAACCACAUUUUCAUCAUUGGCUUGCAUGAAUCAUGCACGGCCAUCAUUGAUUUGAUGUUCUUACUAUUGUUUAUAUAUUUUUUUAUAGUGACAAAUACCUAUAAAAUUAAAAUAGGUCACAUUUGACAGUUGACACGGUCUUAUAGAAUAAAUUUGGAAACUAACUAUCACUGCGAAUUAUCUGUUUUAAAUACACAACUAAUAAAAUAUAGAAUUUUUGUGAUAAAAUUAUUCUUAGUAGACUUUUUAUAAGUUUUUAAAUACAUUGAAGUAUGUUAUAUAAUAGUGGAGAAAAUGGUAACUUAAUUUGGUCAUUAACAAAAAUAAUUAGGAUAAUUUUUAAAAUGUGAAAAAUGGUAUUUAUUUUUAGAAUAAAUCAUUGUGAUUUAUCCUAUGCAACUAUUUAGUUUCUCUAGACUAGCUGCAGCCUGGAGGCCUCAAUAUCUAUUUCAAGUUUCAACAAGAAGGAUGAUAUAAAUAUCUGGAAACCCAUAUAUGUAUUCAAUAUUCAUGUCCUUGACUUUACAACGCAUUCAAUUUUUCUCAUUGGGAAGUGUGAAAACUAAUCGCCCAUGCAACAACAGUUGAUCAAUCUAACCAGCCCACAGACCAUAGAAAGCAACCAACAACACACCACAAUCAUAUUCUCCCAAAAAAAUUCAGAUCAGCCAAUCAAAUGCCAUCGAAUUACAAGAAGAUGCUCACGUGGUCAGCUUUUAAGGUCUGUCGCUGUCAGCCGACUCAGCUCCUCAGGAUUUUCAAAUUCAAUAUCCUGAGUCCCGACCCAAAUGUCCCAAAACCUUUUCCUUAAAUUGGAAUGCGCCAUGCUUACACCACACUCCGCCGAGCUAGAGAAAAAGCGCAAGCCUUUUUUGGGGCAAAGCUUUGCCUGUUAUUCCAUGGUGGGGGAGGCAAUGAAAAGAGGAACUGUUUCUGGGCUGCCAUCUGUUCAAGACUGAGUUGGGAUUUGCCAAAUUUGGACACGAUCACUGUGUGAUCCUACUCUUAGUGCCAUUUUUGCAAUACCCGGUUCGUGAAAUUGAAGCUUUUUGUGUUACUGGAGAAGGGAACUCACGACUGCUAACCAUAUCCAGAUGGAGAAUCGGGACGUGGUUCCUGUGGAAGAGUUGGAAGAGGCGCCAGAUGACCAGUCGGAGGAUGUAAAGAAGAUUCCUCCUUGGAAAAGACAGAUUACAGCUCGAGGGAUUUUUGCCAGCUUUCUGAUUGGAACCAUUUACAGCGUGAUCGUGAUGAAGCUCAAUCUCACAACUGGGCUUGUUCCCAAUCUCAAUGUCUCAGCUGCUCUUCUUGCGUUUUUAUUCAUAAGGGUUUGGACAAAGCUGAUUCAGAGGGCUGGGUUUGUGUCCACUCCCUUCACUCCGCAGGAGAAUACCGUGAUCCAGACCUGUGCAGUUGCUUGUUACAGCGUUGCUGUCGCAGGUGGUUUUGGAUCGUUUCUAUUGGGAUUGAACAGGAAAACAUAUGAACAGGCUGGGGUUCAUACAGAGGGCAAUCCACCAGGGAGCCACAAGGAGCCUGGGAUUGGCUGGAUGACUGGUUUCCUUUUUGUGGUCAGCUUUGUUGGCCUCACGGCCCUGGUUCCUCUCAGGAAGAUCAUGAUUGUCGACCUCAAUUUGGCUUACCCUAGUGGAACUGCUACUGCAGUUCUUAUUAAUGGUUUUCAUACCACCAAAGGAGACAAGAAGGCCAAGAAACAGGUUCGUGGGUUCAUGAAGUUCUUUUCCAUUAGUUUUCUGUGGGGUUUCUUCCAGUGGUUCUAUUCUGGUGGUGAGCUUUGCGGAUUCUCCAAUUUCCCCACUUUUGGGUUGAAAGCUUGGAAACAAACGUUUUUCUUCGAUUUCAGCACGACUUACAUUGGAGCAGGAAUGAUCUGUUCCCACAUAGUGAACUUGUCGUUGCUUCUUGGAGCAGUGCUCUCUUGGGGACUGAUGUGGCCAUUGAUAAGUAACCAGAAAGGAGAUUGGUUCCCUGAAACUCUACCUGAAAGCAGCAUGAAGAGCCUCAAUGGUUACAAGGUGUUUGUUUCUAUAGCUCUCAUACUAGGAGAUGGGCUCUACAUAUUUCUCAAGAUACUUCUUUUCACCAGCAAGAGCCUAUAUGGUAGAUUGAAGAAAAGCAACCGAAUAAGGGAUUCAGAUGACAGGGAUCGGCCCCUCGGCGAUCGUCGACGAAACGAGGUAUUUUUGAGGGAGAGCAUUCCCCUUUGGGCGGCAUGCGCUGGUUACUUGUUCUUCUCCAUCAUCUCCAUUGUUAUGAUCCCGCUUAUGUUCCCUGAGCUCAAGUGGUACUACGUUCUUGUGGCCUAUUUGUUGGCUCCUUUUCUCAGCUUCAGCAACGCUUAUGGCGCCGGUCUAACCGACAUGAACAUGGCCUACAACUAUGGCAAAGUGGCUCUCUUCGUGAUCGCUGCCAUGUCUGGGAAAACCAAUGGUGUAGUUGCAGGGCUUGUUGGCUGUGGCGUGAUCAAGUCAAUCGUCGAUGUCGCCUCUGAUCUGAUGCAAGAUUUCAAGACCGGCCAUCUCACGCUCACUUCCCCGCGAUCCAUGCUCGUUAGCCAAGCCAUCGGCACGGCCAUAGGCUGCGUGGUGGCUCCCCUCUCUUUCUUCCUCUUCUACAAGGCCUUUGACAUCGGGAACCCGAAUGGGGAGUACAAAGCUCCCUAUGCUCUGGUGUACAGAAACAUGGCUAUUCUGGGCGUUGAAGGCUUCUCUGCUCUUCCCCAGCAUUGUCUGCAGCUGUGUUGCGGGUUUUUCGCCUUUGCUAUGUCGAUCAACUUGCUGAGAGAUCUCAGCCCCAAGAAGGUCGGAAACUGGUUCCCGAUUCCAACAGCCAUGGCUGUGCCUCUCCUGGUUGGGGCUGCCUUUGCCAUUGAUAUGUGCGUAGGCAGCCUCAUAGUGUUUGUAUGGCACAAGCUGAAUGGCCGAAAGGCCGAGCUGAUGGUUCCGGCUGUGGCCUCAGGCCUGAUUUGUGGAGAUGGGAUGUGGAUUCUGCCUUCUUCUAUUCUUGCUUUGGCCAAGGUUCAGCCUCCAAUCUGCAUGAGCUUCAUGCCUAGCAAGACCGGCUGACUAACAAAUGCAUCAAAGCUCCAAGCAAGUACCUUCACAAUAAUCAAUUUAUAUUUAACACCUCUCAACAAAUUAGCAGAAGAUAAUAACCAAUGUAAUAUGUGAUGCUUAUGUGUAUUAAUUGGGGUUGAAAAAUAAGAAAAGUUGCAUCUUUUGAACAUGCUUA
Messenger RNA from Diospyros lotus (date-plum), 4005 nucleotides. Its product is annotated as metal-nicotianamine transporter YSL3-like. The record is from RefSeq and is a predicted model, not a curated record. Lineage: Eukaryota; Viridiplantae; Streptophyta; Magnoliopsida; Ericales; Ebenaceae. Bases 1848 to 3839 code for a protein of 663 amino acids. Gene Ontology annotation, cellular component: plasma membrane. Gene Ontology annotation, biological process: seed development; response to iron ion. Gene Ontology annotation, molecular function: iron-nicotianamine transmembrane transporter activity; oligopeptide transmembrane transporter activity. The transcript is spliced from 8 exons.